GUAACUGGCUCUCGCGUAUAGGGUUUUCGCCGCACAGUUCAAAAAAUAGUCUUUCUUCUUUCUAUGUAAGUUUGCUACUGUCCCUUUUACGAUGGCGGCAUUUUACUCGAUCAGCUGAUCUCCUUGACCUCGUUUGCCCUUAAGUUGACCGUAGAUAAACUAUUUCCUAAUUGGCCCUAAUGUUGGAGAUCUAGCUGUCUCGUAUUUUCGUCCUUGUCUGUAUCUGUAUAGCGCCAUCUGAGGGAUUUAUUGCGACUUAUUCGAGCUAUUAUCAAGAUACCUCGAUAUAUGUCAACAUUCGCCUGACAGAUCUCGCACGAGGUCGAUAUCGUGCCAACACUAGAAUCGAUCUCUAGACGGGGAUGGCAGCGGGUCAUGCAUUUAACAGCUGUAUUACGGAACCGGUCUAGCUACAUGGCAACUUAGAUCGGGUAUAAACCAACCGCCUAUGAAGCAUUACAUCUAGCGCUUGCCAUGAAUCCUCAUAAACGCAACAAUUAAACGAAUCAAAUUUCCCAAAAUUAUAUCACACCGUUCCCUCCAGCAAUAAAGGAAGCCAAAAAACUAAAUUUUUGGAUACAAUGUUCAUGAAUAUCGGCUUAUCGGUGGUGUAGCACAUUGAACCAUACAGACUGAAUACAUAAUGAAUGGUUUGCACCCCAAAGUUCACCCGUUUUCAAGAGCGCCACACCACACAUAAAUAAUAUUUUGUAGCACGAAGCUAAAAAUGCAUCCAAAAGUGACUCUAGCUGUGGUUAUUGCUACCGAUAAAACAUUAUUCAGGACAGUCUGCAUGUCUGCGAUGGAAGCUUUUCGUUUCUCCUAACGAGAAAUUACUGGAAAGAAUGUUCAAACGUGCCACUUUGUUGCCUCACUAGAGAGUGAACUUACGGCCAGUCGUUAACUGAGGGUUGUGCUCGUUGGAUCGUCCUGUAUUUAGUUUAGUGUCUUCGACCAAUACGCGUGUGCCAUUUCUCUCUCUCUCGCCCUGAUCUGCUUCAUAAAAAUGGUGUUACCAGAUUUCAGUGCUAAUCGUCCAUCGACGAUGGAAGGGCUUUUGAAGGAUGAGAAUCUGUUCAGCCCCCUUCCAAAGCACGGACCAUUAGCACCCUAUCGCCGUGCGGCCACGAUCGACUGGCGCAAGAUGCGCCUUACCUUUACCGAUCAGCACGAGCUGGAGCUGCAGCACCGGCUGUAUCGCUUGUUUCGCACCAGCGAACCCUUCAUACGGGGCCGCACCGUUCGCGACCAAUCGACGGACGAGCGACGCCGUUUAGCCAUGGUACAGCUGCACCACCUCCAGCGCGCACGUCUAUUCCACUACGAAACGUUCAUCGAGCGGCCCGCUCUUGCGUCCAUCUAUUACGCAACGAUCGCCGAGUACGACAUGGCGCUGCUGGUGCGCCUAACCGUCAACUAUCUCUUGUUUAACGGCGCCAUACGCAUGUUCGACGAGCCUGGCGGACGGUUAGCGCACGUGAUCGAGCAGGCGGAGGCCGGCCACAUUGCCGGUUCGUUCGCCCUGACCGAGGUAGGCCACGGGACGAACGCACGGGCCAUACGAACACGCGCGACCUACGACCCGGCGCACCGGGAGUUCGUGCUCGAGACGCCCGAUUUCGAAGCCGCCAAGUGCUGGGCGGGCAAUUUAGCCAAAAGCUGCACGGACAUGAUCGUGUGGGCCCAGCUGUACACGGCGGAUGGCGCGUGCCACGGGGUCAGUGCGUUUGUGGUGCCGAUCCGCGACCGCUACACGCUGCAACCGCUGCCCGGUCUGUUGGUGGGCGAUUUGGGUGAGAAAGCGGGCCUGAACGGGGUCGACAAUGGGUUUGUGCUGUUCCGGGGGUAUCGCAUUCCGCGCGAAAAUCUGCUAGCGCGGUUCGGUGAUGUGAAUGAGGUGACGGGUAUGUUUGAAUCGACCGCUAAGAGCGCCACCGAACGGUUCGCCCUUUCGAUGGGUCCGCUCGUGAUUGGGCGGAUUAACAUCUGUACCGUGUCGCAGACUCUGCUUGCCAAAGCGCUCACGAUCGGCAUACGGUACUCGGCCGUGCGGUGUCAGUUCGGACCGACGGGCGACGACCGGGAGCUACCGAUACUGGAGUACCAGUCGCAGCAGUACCGGCUGCUGCCCCAUCUGGCCACCUGCGUGGCGCUGAAGCUGUUCCAUCGCUGGUUCGCACGCGUGUCGGGCGAUGCGCAGGUGCGCAUGCUGCGAGCCGCACCGAUCGAGAGCGAACUGCUGCUCGAGGUGCACAUUGUUGCGUCCGCCGUCAAGCCGAUCUGCAGCUGGGCGGCCCGGGACGGCAUACAGGAUGCGCGGGAAGCGUGUGGUGGCCACGGGUAUCUUCGGCUGGCCGGGCUGGCCGAUUUGCGUGUAGACAACGACGCAAACAUCACGUACGAGGGCGAAAACAAUGUGCUGCUGCAGCAGGUCUCGCAGCAGCUGGUCGGCAUACGCAGCAAGGGCGAGUACGGUGCAUUCGCGCUGAUGUCUCCGCUUGGUUCGAUGACGUUUUUGGCUGAGUACGAGCGGAUAAUGCAGCAGCGACUCGAGCGCAUUACGGUGGAGCAGAUUGAGGAUCCGAAAGUUAUACUGAACGUACUGAGUUGGAUGACGGCCUACACACUAGAAGGCACCUACCGACGAGCGGAGGGACUUCUUAAGCGGGGCGACAGCAAAUUCGACGUCCGCAACGAUACGCAGAUUUUCUACGCUAAAGAUCUUGCCAUCGUUUUUGGAGAGCGCAUAAUAUUCAACGCAUUCUGUACCUUCCUCGACACGAUGGAGCAAGGACCGGAACGAAACUAUCUCACGCGUUUGGCCCAACUGUACGGCGCGACACUGUUACUAAAGCAUAUGGCCACCCUUCAAAGUGCUGGCUACCUCACGGUCGACGCUUUACCAUUGGUCCAGGAAUCGAUACUACGUCUGCUGCCCAUCGUUAAGCAGGACGCGGUAGCCAUGAUCGAUUCGCUGGCACCGCCCGACUUUGUGCUCAAUUCACCGCUCGGUGCUGCCGACGGGAACGUUUACGCACGCAUGGAGUCGGUGCUGAUGGCGGGCCAGGAUGUGACCGGGCGUGCCACCUGGUGGCACGAAAUAUUAACACACACUUCGGCCAAACUGUAAAGCGAAUACAAUUCGCUGGAAACAUGAUGAAAAGUACAUCCAAAGCAACAGUUUUCAUAGAAGGAACAAAAUAAAGACAAUCGCGCUGUUUUUCAUAUUCCUUACUGAUUAUUUUGGUUAUUUUUUUCUGUCCAAAAGUAUGGUCAAUGGAGUGAAUGGAAUUUAAAGUAGAUAUCGGUAAAAUUGACAAAAAUCUGAAAUCGACUCCAGAAGGUAGGUCCGCCCAGCAUUAUCUGGAGUCACUCGGAAUCGUCUGGAAUCGCCCGGAGUUGUCCGGAGCUGUUCGGAAUCGAGCCGUUCGGAAUUGGAGUCGUCCGGAGUUAUCCAGAGUCGUCCGAAGUCACCCGGAGUCGUUCGGAGUCAACAGGAGCCUCCGGACUACUCCGACUCCAAACGACUCCGGACGACUCCGGACGACUCUGGACGACUACCAACGCCUCCAGACGACUCCGGACGACUGUGGACGACUGUGGACGACUCCUACUCCGAACGCCCCGAACGACUCCGAACGACUCCGGAUGAUUCCGGAUGACUCGGAUGACUGCGGAUGACUGUGGAUGACUAUGGAUGACUCCGGAUGACUCCGGAUGACUCCGGAUGACUGUGGAUGACUGUGGAUGACUCCGGAUGACUCCGGAUGACUCCGGAUGACUGCGGAAGGCUCCGGACGACUCCGGAGGUCUGUGGACGACUGUGGACGACUCCGGAUGACUCCGGAUGACUCCAGAUAACUCUGGAUGACUAUAGAUACUCCGGAUGACUCCGGAUGAUUCCGAAUGUCUC
This is a messenger RNA of Anopheles coluzzii, 3913 nucleotides long. RefSeq names its product peroxisomal acyl-coenzyme A oxidase 3-like. The record is from RefSeq and is a predicted model, not a curated record. Gene Ontology annotation, molecular function: FAD binding; fatty acid binding; pristanoyl-CoA oxidase activity. Lineage: Eukaryota; Metazoa; Arthropoda; Insecta; Diptera; Culicidae. Gene Ontology annotation, cellular component: peroxisome. Bases 1007 to 3130 code for a protein of 707 amino acids. Gene Ontology annotation, biological process: fatty acid beta-oxidation using acyl-CoA oxidase; lipid homeostasis. The transcript has 4 exons.